Molecule: messenger RNA, 3567 nt
Organism: Betta splendens (Siamese fighting fish)
Lineage: Eukaryota; Metazoa; Chordata; Actinopteri; Anabantiformes; Osphronemidae
Gene: anp32b
Product: acidic (leucine-rich) nuclear phosphoprotein 32 family, member B
Exons: 7
Coding region: 2159-2965 (268 amino acids)
Biological process (GO): regulation of apoptotic process
Cellular component (GO): nucleus
Molecular function (GO): histone binding
Source: RefSeq, a predicted model, not a curated record
AGUCUUUAUUUGAGUUUAUUUAAUACCAGCAUUACAAUGAGUUCAUUAUCUGGACAGAAAAACAAAUUUGGUUUGGUUGUCAACAAUUUUUUCAACAAUAUUCAAAACAGGAUUUCUGAGUAGUCAAGUUUUGAGUCCUCUAACACAGUGGAUGUGGAUUAAAACCAGUAAAUGAAGACUGCAUGUUUUCAUACUGUAAACAUUUAUUAAGCUGGACAGAGAAUAACCUAUUUAAAUGAAGACCUACAUGUUUACAUAUAUUAUGCAUUCUCGAGUAAACAACAAUACAUAUAGAGGCAAAAAGCUCUAGUUUUCAUUAAACAUCGUGCAGGACUUGCAGAAGUAAUUGCACCAUAGCAGCGUUUCGGGGGCAGCGUCAUGUUUGGUGACUGCAAUGCCUUUCUACGGGCGAUGGGCGUUUCUGGACGCAGAUGGCGCUGUUGAGCAUAUAUUUUGUUUCAGUCCCGUUUCCCUCCAUGGUUGUCUCCUCUCUCCGACUAACUUAGCGUUGGCUCAGUUCAUUAUACAGUCCUAUAUUCUCCCUCCAUUAGGGCAUCUCUCGCCUUUGGACUGAAGAUCCCAGCAAAACCCGAGAGAGAAAAGUUUAACUUUCACAGGGCAGGAUGGACAUGAAAAAGAGGAUCCACUUGGAGCUAAGAAACCGGACACCGUCUGAUGUGAGUCGUGCUUUUUAAAACCAACCCUUAGUUUUCUGGCUAGCCUUUGCUAGCUAGCCUGCUACUUUUUCUGCUUUGCGAGUGACCUGUGUGGCUAACGUAAUGGUGACCACAUGGGCUUUAGAGAAUGUUUCUCAUUUAUAACCGGCUGAAAAACACUCGCACAGCAAGGCUUGACCAUCCAACGUGCUCGGCAAUGGGCGUAUAAGGACAACGAAAUGAGAAAAGCUCUAUUGAAUCGUUACUUUUCAGACGGCGGUCCCCUGCUUGUUGGCAUUAUUGCAGUGCUUUAACCGUUUCGCAGCCUCCCCGGUCAGCGGUGCACACACGGUUCGGCUCGACUCCACCGUGGUGCCACAAUUAACAAACUUCUUUUUAGGGGGAGAACACGGGCGAAUGCGACUCCGGUGCCGCGUUUGGCAUCCACAGAGCGGUACAUUCUACACAGACCUUGUGGAAGCCAUGUUUGCUGCUAGCAUAACUGCUAAACUGCUCUCUUUUAUUUUAAUAUCGGCACGGAUGCACUUUACAACUUAGGCGUUCGUGCUGGACGAGUUUUGUAACGUGUAAACGAAGCUGCGAUGGAAAUGUGCGUAGAUCACAGUAUUAGUGGGGGCGGUUGAGCAGCGACAACAAAAAAAGCACUUGGCUACUUGGUUGAUCCAUACAUCAAGCCACGGUUACUCCAGCCUCCGCGGCUCGCGUCCCCGCUAGCUACAGCCAACAGCCUCUUAUUGCUCUUACCGUGGUGCGUUUGGAGCCAUGUUUGAGCUGCUGGAAGUUUUUAAAGGGAGUGUGCAGCUGUUGGUGCCUUAAAAUUAGCCGCACACUUGUCCAGUAGCCACGUUCGCGUUUCACACCCCGACACCCGCGCUGCUCUAACUUUAAAUGUUGUUUGGGAGUUUAAUGAAAACCUGGUAGAAAUCAUCCCGAUCGCUAACUUGGUGUUUUUUUUUUGUUCCCGCCAUAUUACCCCAGUCGCUACAGCGGGCAAAGACAAUAAAAAUGUACCCAGUUCUGCGCUUUAAAGCGUCUCAUAAUUAAUGGAAUUAUCCGCUAAAGCUCACAAACGUUAUUUGCUACUAAACGGGUCGAUUCGCGGACUAGCGGCUCCAGGAGCCGAGCCAGCCCGCAUCAACGACACGGACACCCGUACGCCGCGCUUCAUGCGUGGGCAGCCAAAAACUCGACGCUCGGCUCUUCCUCUCGGCUCAUGCAUGGAAAAAAAAACAUUUCACAUUGAACACCUAGUAUAGGUAAAUGUGUAAGUAGCGAUAAUUACUCUUUACACACUGCAGUUUUCGCCAUUGGAGUGUUCGGAGAACUGCAUACUGUGUCUCAGGAAGCGCCAUGUUGUCAUUCUGUCGUCUUUGAAGGUCUGGGAGAGAGGAACAGUCUCCAUCUUUGUUUCUACUAAAUUUCCGUUCUCAAUAUAUUUCCUUCGACCUGAAAACGACGUAGCGCCCUGUAACAGACUGUCAAUGUCGGCGGUUCGCCCGACGACGAGGAAUACUCCAGUUCCCCCCGUGAAAGCUGGUUUAUGGACGAAAGUACGAGAACUUGUCCUUGACAACUGUCGAUCUGUUGAAGGGAAAAUCGAAGGCCUCACAGCUGAGUUUGUCAACCUGGAGUUCCUCAGUUUGAUAAAUGUUGGCUUAAUCACCGUCUCCAAUCUGCCCAAACUAGGAAAACUUAAAAAGCUGGAGUUGAGCGACAACAGAAUCAGUGGUGGCCUUGAUGUUUUAGCAGAGAAACUUCCCAACCUCACACAUCUAAACUUGAGUGGCAACAAAUUGAAAGACAUCAGCACGUUGGAACCAUUGAAAAAGCUGGAUAACCUGAAGAGUUUGGACUUGUUCAACUGUGAAGUGACAAACCUGAAUGACUACAGAGAGAGUGUGUUCAAGCUGCUGCCCCAGCUCACCUACCUGGAUGGCUAUGACAUCGAGGACAGGGAGGCCUCUGACUCCGAUGGCGAGGUGGAUGGUGAUGGUGUAGAUGAUGAUGAAGAUGAAGAGGGAGAGGAGGAAGAAGAUGAGGAUGGAGAGGAAGAGGACUUUGAUGAAGAGGAUGAGGAAGAUGAAGAGGAGGUAGAAGGAGAAGAUGAUGAUGAUGAGGUCAGCGGAGAAGAUGAGGAGGAAGAUUUUGGACAGGGUGGAGAAGUAGAUGAAGAGGACGAUGAUGAGGAUGAGGACGAGGAUGAAGAUGCGGAGACCGGCAGAGGCGAGAAGAGAAAGCGAGCCCAUGAUGAUGAAGAUGAGGAUGACGACGACGAAGACGACGAUUAGAAGCAAAACUGAAAAUGAGAGCCUACCGAGUUACCUUUUCUCCACCACAAAACCGAACAUCCGCCCUCCUACAACUUGCACCGCCUUUGUAGUCCAUGUCAAACUCCCCCUCCCCCCCAGCCCUGAGCUCUAUUAAUGGGGCAAGACAGUACCGGAUGGGUGGGCCGAGUGGAGCUGCCCCCCAUCCCAACCCCCCCCUUUUUUCUCCCCUACGGAACUGAGAGCCACCCAGCGCCCUCCACCCCACGGCCCCCCAAGGUUCUCAGGCAGCCCACCACUCAGCAUUCCACAGUUUCACUGUCGACCGACCCCUCUUUGUGUAUUCCUGUGUGAGGACUUUGGGACUGGUAUCUAGUUUUGGGUCUGUGCUUUUAAUAUUUUGUUGGAUGAAUUUUUUUUGUUGUUGGGUUAUUUCUCAUUUUUUUUUUGUCUUUUUGUUUUCCUGUUCCUUAUUUUUCCCAAUAAAAUUAUUGCUAUAGCAGCUGUGCAACCAGCGAGCCAUGGUUUUUAGGGUGGCUGCCUGUUGCACAAAUCAAGGUUGUAGCUACAUUUUUACUUUCUGUAUGACAAAAAACAACUUUGUAAAUAAAAUGUUAACAUUU